Pocillopora damicornis (cauliflower coral) is the source of this 866-nucleotide messenger RNA. RefSeq lists its product as uncharacterized. NCBI's taxonomy places the organism in Eukaryota, Metazoa, Cnidaria, Anthozoa, Scleractinia, Pocilloporidae. The record is from RefSeq and is a predicted model, not a curated record.
CUUUUCUUUUCAGUUUCAGGUAUAAGAACUCACGCUAUUUGGUUUAACCAAGAAUUGCCGAGGUAUUAAUUUUAACGCAAUUGACGACAAACUAAAAUGGUGGGGGCUAAAUUUUGUUACUUGGAGCUGCUUGUUUUUAUGGUGCUCUUGCCGGGCGUUUCGUGUUCCCCGAUGCCCAGGUGUCACCCAACCAACCUUAUCGAGUAUAGAAUGACCAUAGAGUCGAUGACACGUCAACAUAAAGCCAAAAGAUUCUUGUUAAUGACUGAAAACCUUAGCGGUGAAUUCAAUCUGUCCUUCACGGGGGGUGACAGAGCACCGGGGACGGAUAUUUACAGGUUUAUCUUGAGAAGAGAAUGCUCAGGUCAAAACCUAGUGUAUUCCUUCAAGCCCUACAAAAAGCCGGACUUUAUCAUAGCUGUGGAAGAUGAAAAGUUGGUGGUGAAAAAUGCAUCGACUGUGUAUCCGACAGACAACAAAUGGAAGUUUGAAAAGAAGAAGAUCGUUAUGAAAUACUUUGACAGUGACCUGCACUCGGAUGUCGACAUGGAUUAUUACGCACUGAUGUCUUUAUCCACACCUCGAGCGGUAAUUAAAAGUAAUAGGUCUGGAAAAGUGUUCCUAGACAAGAAAAAGAACUGGAAAGAUUGUCGCACAUGGGUAAAAAUAAACAUUACGUAAUGGCGCCUUCACUAAACCAUGUUCAAUUUGAUAUCUUUUGUUACCCUACGUGUGGAAAUUUUAUAUUGUAGCAGUUCUGUUUAAAGUAGUGGGGUGUUGAAAGCCUAAAUUGAACCGUUCUGAAUGUCAUAGAGAACUAAAUGUAAUAAGAUUUGGUCCUAAAUGAAAUAAAGUCUUAAAUGUAA